AACUUCAUGACUACAGCAAGUACACCGUACACGCGAUACUGUUGAUUCCUAACCCUAAGCUGACAAAGAUGUCGUACUCUGGCCGUCCGCUCCCGUCCCACCUGCGCAGCGCAUCCGGCUCCCUCGGCGGCUCGCAGCCCUCCGGCCAAUCCCCCGUCCUCCUCGCGCGCAUCGCAGAAAAGAAAGCCGAGCUCGCAAAUCUCAAGGACCUCCAAAUGCUGAGCGCGGGGCUGGCCGACCAAAUGCAGAUGCUGGCGGAGAAGCUACAGACCCUCUCCGACGGCACAGAAGCGGUAGCAGCAGUAUUGUCGAAUUGGCACAACGUGCUCCGCGCCAUUAACAUGGCGUCCACCAAAUUGCCCAAGCCGAAAGAGGACGAAGAUGCAGAGAAGAAGCCUGACGCCGAGCCGCCGCUUCCCCAGACUCUCGUUCGAAUACCGACCCAGCAUGCCCCUGCGAUGAUGCCCCAAUCGUCAUCUGGAAGCGCAGCCGAGUGAGCGGGGUAUACGGCAAUACCGCGAUGUCCGCUGGAAGAGUGUCCGAAUUGGGGGAGCCGAAAGCGAAGAUAAGAGUGUAUCCCGAGGAUUGGUCGCCCAUCUGCCGUACCUGAUCCGAUUCGAGCAUGCGGCUUCAGGGCCGAUGCAAAUAAAGGCGAUUGCGGGUCGAGAUGCAGGGAGAAUAUGCAUAUCAGCCUUGACAUCGUCAGUCAUUGGGUUAUGCACGUGAAAACUCUUCACGAGCAACGUAUCCGUAUGGUACGAGGGUAGGAUGAGCGUCACAUGAAGGGAUGUAGAGGGAGCUAGAAGUAAAUGAUAUGGAUUCAUGUUGCUAACUAUACUACGUUGUUCCCUCAUCCC
Trematosphaeria pertusa is the source of this 857-nucleotide messenger RNA. RefSeq lists its product as uncharacterized. Gene Ontology annotation, biological process: attachment of spindle microtubules to kinetochore; mitotic cell cycle. Gene Ontology annotation, cellular component: mitotic spindle pole body; mitotic spindle; mitotic spindle midzone. NCBI's taxonomy places the organism in Eukaryota, Fungi, Ascomycota, Dothideomycetes, Pleosporales, Trematosphaeriaceae. The record is from RefSeq and is a predicted model, not a curated record. The transcript has 3 exons. The coding region runs from base 69 to 497 and encodes 142 amino acids.